Molecule: messenger RNA, 17583 nt
Organism: Anolis carolinensis (green anole)
Lineage: Eukaryota; Metazoa; Chordata; Lepidosauria; Squamata; Anolidae
Gene: oca2
Product: OCA2 melanosomal transmembrane protein
Exons: 24
Coding region: 8822-11356 (844 amino acids)
Biological process (GO): melanocyte differentiation; melanin biosynthetic process; transmembrane transport
Cellular component (GO): melanosome membrane
Source: RefSeq, a predicted model, not a curated record
AGGUAUGCCAUUCCCCCAAAUCCCCCCCCACUUCCCCCCACCCAUGAACCCACAUAUGACUUUCGGCACCACCCAGUAUGAAACUAAUAUCUCAAAAAAUCUACCCUUAUCCUACAUUAAUAAAUUCCCCUUGCAACUACUUUGAAAUAUAUUUUGUCUUUCUUUCUAAAUGCCCAAAUGCAAGCCUCCAUUUCUUAACAAAGUCUUUAUUGCUUCCUCCCCAUAUGCCAUUUGAUAGCUUGGCCAUUUGGAUAUAUUCUAAUAAUUUUUAUCUCCAGUUCUUUAGCUCUUUUUCUCCUUUCCAAGAUUAUUCUAUUAUUCUCACUGCAACAAAACUGUAUUGACAUAUUUCUACAUCUUCUUUACAGGUAUUUUCACCAAUUAGCCCUAAGAUGUACAUUCUGGAUCUUUCCUAAUUGUUUUAAUGAUCAUAUUAUUUGUUUCUUUAAUUCCUUUUCCCCAAGAUAUUUGUACCAACUUAUAGAUCCACCAGACAUGAAAAAGGUACCUUUCUGUACUUUAGGAGGUACCUUCCCAAUUUCUAAAGAAUUAAACAAAUGCACUUUCAGAAGGCUUGGACCAAUUCUGGAUCACUCUUGGUUUAGCUUUCAAGUCAAAUUUCCAAAACCUUUUUUGGGCGUUAGCUAUGUGUAGGUAAUUUUACCACUCUGGUUCUUUUUAUUGCUGUGUUAUCUAAUAUUUUUCUAAAAUGGAAUGGAAGACACUGCAAAUUUGAGACAUUUCCAUUAAUGUUUCUUCACUUAUAUGGUGUCUACUUUUAAGAACCUUUCCUCGUUGCCUUUAGUACUCUGAUUAAUAGGUUACUCAGGUUUAUUUGUGUAAACAAGUGAUAUAUGUCUUUUCUUAAUUUAUGUUUUUAGUCUGACACAUUCCAUUUAUAUGGCAAAAUCACAGUCUCCUAUCUUCUAAUUGAGUGGUUUUCUGCCUUUGGCCCUCCAGAUCUUUUGGAUUUCCACUAACCAUUGUCCCACGCUGGCUGGGACUUCUGGGGAUUGAAGUCCAAAAUAUCUCAAGGAUUUCAUUGGAGAGCUACUGUUCAAAUUGUAGUCAAAAAAAGGACUUGGCAAUCCACGUGUUAUUACUUGUCCCCCUCACUCAAUGUUGAAGUCCCGAAAAAUUUGGAAAUAAUAAAAGUUUUAUGAUCAUCAAUUAGUGGCUGUUUUAGACAUUUACACAAAUCUGUUGUGCCAUAUAUGCAGUGAACUCUGCCUCUAUUUUUAAAUACCUAUAUAUCCAGGGUCACAUAAAAAUGUUUUGGGCUGAAGGGGGUCGCAAUUGGAAAGGUUUAAGAAGCCCCGUGUUAGAUGUAUUCCAUAAAGAGUCUCCACCUUUCCAACUCUUCUUUUUGCAUAGAAUUAAUGAGGAUCUAUUAUUUUCAGUAGAAGGACAUGUCAGUUGUGUUUGACAGAAUCAGUGGAAUGAUGGGUAUCAAGAAUGCCAUAUUAUGUUGUGCUCUUUCUAGCAGUGCCAUUGUGUGAGUGCAAGGUUUGUUUACUGAUAUACAUUUACAGACUUAGUACAAAGGCAGUGCCCAAGCAAUGCAAACACUAUCGGCCUAGUUUUAUUGCACAACUGGUUAUGCAAAGGGAUCAAACAUGUGCUAUCUCUUAAGUUACCACUUGUGCAAAAAAGAAAUAAAUACAGCACAAGUAAGUAGGAUUUUAUCCUCUACUACGGGCAUCCUCAGGAAUUCUGGGAGCUGGAGGGCUGCAGUUUGAGGAUGCCUGCUCUGCUAGAUUUACAUGGGAGUCAUAGUCCCCUCAAGUAUUAAUUAGUUACUUAGUAUACUUUUCUAAUUAACACUGCAGGAGUUAAACAUCUCCAGGUUCAUCGAUAAGUAAAAUAUGUUAGGUGAUCUGAGAAUGCAGUAAACUUUGCAGUAUUGGGAUUACAAUAUGUAUGAAUGAUAAAAGGACGUUUUGGAAGAAAUUGGCAUGAAUUCAGACAGCCUAGGAGAAUUUAUCAGCUGAGCUGUCACAUCCGUGGUUGUAAUACUUCUUAUCUAAUAUUAACUCAAAGAAACACAUUCUAGGGUCAAUUAGGAUUCAGCAGAGUUGGAAAAUAUAAAGGAUCCCAUGAUUAUUACAAAAGCAGUGUAGUAUGUUAAUCUAGAGAAAGUUAUUUUUUUAUUUUUAGAAUGUACUUUAUCAUAAACUAAGCCAACUGCCUUAUCAUAUCCCAAAAGGUUAAUCCAAAAUUUGGGUUCACUGACAAAGUUCUGCUCCAAUAAUUCUUGCCUUGUUCCCUCCUGGCAGAUGAUAAUAGGCUUCCUAAAAACUGUGUUAAUAUUAAAACUUGCUAAUUGGUGCCUAUUUGACUUGUCUCUGUGUUGGAUUAUUUUUUCAAGAAAUGUGUCCUGUUAUUUCUGUAGUCAUACGGUAAGAUUUCUGUAAAAAAAAUCUCAGAUUAUCAUAUUUUUGUUUCUUUUAUUAUUUUGAUAUUUGGCCAAGCAAUAUAAGACUUCUGUGUUCACUAUAAGAGCAAAUUCCUUUUGUGUUUUCAUUGCAUUAACUUUAAAAAGGUAACAUAUCCCAAUACAAUGCUUGUUCAGUUUCAAACUUGGAAAGAAUCCUUUUGGAAUUUAACAUUUUGAACACUUUUGAAAAACCAAGUGGCACAGGAAUUUAACCUUGAUAGUAAGAGAAAAGAGGGAAAAAUGAAAGUUUGAAUCAGUGGUGCUCAUUGGAAUUAGAGGCAGUGUUGCUAAAGCAUCACUUACUCAUAAUAGCAUUUCGUUAUUGGUUUAACCCAAAGAUCCAUGUAAUCACUCUGACUGCAAGAGGGGCCAAAUGGAAAUUUCCAAAGCAGCAAUGUGGGUAUAGGACACUUUUCGUUUGUUCAUGACAACUGAUAAUUGGAAAUGUAUGCCUUAUAAACACAGAGAACAAUUUUUAGAUAAAUAUAACAAAGAAUCCAUAGUAAGUCUAGUUUCCAUAGACUUUUGAGCGAUGUAGUUGCUUUUGUCUAUCUUGAAUUGCCAGUCAAUUUUUGGAAUGACCUUUGACAGACAAAAUCAGAAGCAUUCCUCUCUUCGUUAAGAGCUUUAGUAAAAUGACCAGUAGUAGCAUUACUAUUACAAUGAAUUGUAUUGUUACAUGCCUUCAAGUCUUUUGCAACUCAUGAUGACAUUACCACAGGGUUUUCUUGGCAAGAUUUGUUCAGGGAGGCGUUCCCUUUGUCCCCCUCUGAGUCUGAGAGAGUGUGACUUGCCAAAGGUCAACCAGUGGGUUUCCAUGGCCAAGUGGGGGUUUGAACCAUGGUCUCCAGAGUCCUAGUCCAACCCUUAAACCACGGUCAUUUCUUUGGAAACAUCUAAAAAAUAAGAUAAUACAAGAGGAGGAUAUUGCUUGUUGUUUAUUCAUUCAGUCACUUCCGACUCUUCAUGACCUCAUGGACCAGCCCAUGGCAGAGCUCCCUGUCGGCCAUCGCCACCUCCAGCUCCUUCAAGGUCAAGCCAGUCACUUCAAAGAUACCAUCCAUCCACCUUGCCCUUGGUCAGCUCCUCUUCCCUUUUCUUUCCAUUUUCCCCAGCAUCAUUAUCUUCUCCAAGCUUUCCUGUCUUCUCAUGAUCUGGCCAAAGUACUUCACCUUUGCCUCUAAUAUCCUUCCCUCCAGUGAGCAGUCGGGCAUUAUUUCCUGGAGUAUGGACUGGUUUGAUCUUGUGGUCCAAGGCACUCAGAAUUUUCUUCCAACACCACAGUAAAAAUGUGUCUGUCUUCUUUCGCUCAGCCCUUCUAACUAGGAGGAAUACCAUUGCUUUAACUAUGCGGACUUUCGCUGCCAGUGUAAUGUCUCUAUUCUUCACUAUUUUAUUGAGAUUGGUCAAUGCUUUCCUCCAGUCUGUGUCUGCAGUAAUCUUUGAGCCAGAAAUAUAUAAUCUGUCACUGCCUCUAUGUUUUCUCCCUCUAUUUGCCAGGAUCUAAAUAGAAAUAUCAUGUGAGAUACAUAUAUAUAUUGGAUAGAGGAUAUAAAUGCUCUAAAUGAAUAAUUACUAAGGCAAUUAGGGUAAAAACAAAGUCACAAAAGUAUAGGGAAGGUUUUGGGUAUGCAGCUUAAUGCUUCCGAGAUUUUUUUUUUUUUGGAUUAUAGUUUCUAGGAAUUCAAUUAAAACUUCUUCCAGGAAAUAAUAUUUCAAUCUGUAGUCUCAGUUUGCAUCUAGACCCCUCAACACACACACACAGACACACACACAGUAUUUUAAACUGUGACAGCCACCCUAUAAAUAUAUCAAUUAAAGCGUGACACAUCUAAAAAAUAAAAUAUAUGAGACUUAUGUUUACUUAAAACAUUGCCUUCUUUACCCUUAAAUAAUCUAUUCUGAUUUGCAAAGGCUCUACAGUGCUUCCAGCAAUUAUAUUUCUUGAUCUUGCAAUAUCAGAUCUUUUUUAAAAAAAAACUGGGUUAUGUUGGGGAUUGAACCCAAAUGCUCCUGUGUGUAAACCUGGCUAGAGUUUUCUUGUUUCCUCCACUGAUUUUUGCUGUUUGGGGUAAGCCUGUCUCAUAAACAGUCCUUUGGAUGAGGUUUUACAUACAUAUUCAUUUAUGCAAACAUCUUUAUAAUAAUUGCCACUCCCUUGAGCUGCUGGAGGAAUGCAAAUAUGACCGAGCCCUGGAGGAGCGUUCCCUCCUCAUCUGCUUUAUCCCUUCUGCUUCAUUACUUAGAACUCAAAAGUCUGUCAGGAAUGCAGGCAAAACAUAUUUUCCCUGCCCUUCACUCCCUGCACAUGCUUGUCAUAAGGUAGAAUCUAUAAAAAUCCUUCAGACUGGCAGACCUUAAACCAGUUCACAGUUUGCUCUUUUUUCAUAUUCUCCAGCAUUCCUGGCAGACUCCAGACACGCAAAAGUGAGCAGUAGCAAUUCCCAAGCUCAUGACUGACAAAACCAUGCUAGUUGUGAAACAGUCUGUCUGUAGGGCCCAUAGGUUCUCUUCUUUACCUAACCCAAGGGCAUUUUUUGGUCUUAGGAUAGUUAUGGGACUGCUUGGAUUUAGAAGAAAAGGGUAGUCUAUUGUAAGAGGAGAGACAUGUAGCCUUCCACAGUUCUCAGCAGCCCCAGCCAGCAUCCCCAGUGGUUAAUGGGAGUGGUUGCCACCAUUAGACUAGGAUUGAGGAUCCCAGAUUCAGUCCUCCAUUUUGUAAACAAUUGGUCCUGACACUAUAUUUCAGACUUCAUGAGAUUGUUGUGGGCAAGAGGCCCAUGUGCACUGCCUAGAACUCCUUGGAGACAAAACAAGGUAAGUGUAGGAGAUAAAUGACAGGAAGACAUGUUGAGAAUGUUUUGAAAUACAGCCAUAGUUUGUCUUCCUGUUUUUUGUAUUUUGUAUGUAACGGCAUCAGUUGCCACUUGUAAGCCGCCCUGAGUCCCCUCGGGUGAGAAGGGCAGGGUAUAAAUAAUUGAAAUAAAUAAAUAAAUAUGUACAUAAGGACAAAUACAUGCUUUCAAAAUGUUGAUUCCAGAAGUGUGUGUGUAUGUGUGUGUGUAUGCGUGCAUGCCUUCAAGUUGCCUCUCGGCUUAUGACGAUACCAUGAAUUUCAUGGGGUGUUCUUAGGCAAGGAAUACUCAUGUGAUUUUGUCAGUUCCUUCCUCUGAAAUGUAGCCUUUGGUAUUCAUUGGUGGUCUCUGAUCAGGGCUGGCCCUGCUUAGCUUCCAAGAUCAGACAGGAUCUAUUGCCAUUAGGAAGACUGUGGAAAAUGUGUUUUCUCCUCUUUCCUAUCCAUGUUGUAUUUGAAAGAUGGUGUGUUUUCUUCUGAGGCUAAAAUCAUAGAGUUGAAAGAGACCUCAAGUGCCAUCCAGUCGAACCCCCUUCUGCCAUGCAGGAACAGCCAAUCAAAGCAUUCCUGCCCUUCCUUGGACACACAUUCCAGCUUGUUAACAUUGUUCUAGAAUUGUAAUUACAACUGGGCACAGUAUUCCAGUUGAGGUUUGGCGAAAAGCAGAAUAGAGUGGGACUAUUACUUUCCUUGAUCUAGGCACUAUACUUGAUGCAUAGCUAUACAGUAGAGUCUCACUUAUCCAACAUAAACGGGCCGGCAGAAUGUUGGAUAAGCGAAUAUGUUGGAUAAUAAGGAGGCAUUAAGGAAAAGCCUAUUAAACAUCAAAUUAGGUUAUGAUUUUAUAAAUUAAGUACCAAAACACCAUGUUAUACAACAAAUUUGACAGAAAAAGUAGUUCAAUAUGCAGUAAUGCUAUGUAGUAAUUACUGUAUUUCCGAAUUUAGCACCAAAAUAUCACGAUGUAUUGAAAACAUUGACUACAAAAAUGCGUUGUAUAAUCCAGAACGUUGGAUAAGCGAGUGUUGGAUAAGUGAGACUCUACUGUACUUCUAUUGAUGCAAAAUACAAAAAUACAGAGAGAUAAAACCAAUGGAUACUUUAAAUAUAUUUAAACUUAGACUAUGAUACUUUGCCCUGCACAUGACAGACUCACUGGAGAGAACAGAGUCUCUUUUCUAGUUUUGCUUAUCAGAUGAUCUCUAUAUUUGCAUGUGGAUGAGCACAAAUUAGAAAUUUGAUUGCAAAGUACUAUUAAGAGAUUUGAGAUGCCAGUUCUCAGAUCCUGGCCCCUCUUCUCUGCUCCUCAAGGUGAAAGGGAGGAACCUAAGGUUGAAGUGCUGCCUUGAAACAUGUCCCUUGUACUAUCUCCACAGACCCACCUACUGUGACAUUGCAAGGGAUUGUGCCUGGAUCUUAUAGCUUCCAAAUGUAAUUCCAGAAGAAUCCUUGGAAAUACAACCUAUCAGUGAGAAAAGACAGAGCAUUUUGCAUCGAGUCACUGUAAUUCUUUUGCAGUCAGAAUGUGUAGGUUUAUAAGGUUUGAGCUCAUUGAAGUUCAUCUCAUGCCAGCUACAUGUGAGCAUCUGUCUACAUUGACACAAAAAUUCAUAUGCAUUUUCUGGACAUUUUCAAAUGUACAAAUCUUUACCCACUGAGUGAAGUGCUUUCAACCCAGAAUUGAAUAUGGCUUUCUUUCUACAUUUUUUCCAGACGCAUCGCUUUGUUAUUUGUUUUCUUUCAUAGAAUGGAUUGAAUAUUCGGUUACAAAUUGUGUCUAGUUCAGGUUUUAGGGUGCAAACUGGACAAAUCUGUAAACAAAACAUUGCAACAAAGUUAAUUUUAUACCCCUACAUUUCAGAUAACAGAAAACAGGUUUAAGUUUGAGUAUCCUUUUCCCCGUGAUUUAGAGCUUGAAAAGUUACAUUUUCAAACUACAACUUCCAGAAUCCUCGAGCCACUGGCUACACUGGAAGUUUUAGCUUAUUUAUUUAUUGUGUCAGAAGCGAAGCGAGGUUACAAACUGUAAUGUAUUUGAAAACAAAACAAAGUUAAAUAAAACUUGGCAUUAUGCUAAAUGUCCUUUGACCAGAAGCUGGCCACUUGGAGUGCCUCUGGUGUUGCUAUAAGAAGGUCCUCCAUUGUGCAUGUGGCAGGGCUCAGGCUGCAUUGUAGUAGGUGGUUUGUGGUUUGCUCUUCUCCACACUCACAUGUUGUGGACUCCACUUUGUGGCCCCAUUUCUUAAGGUUGGCUCUGCAUCUCGUGGUGCCAGAGCAGUCUGUUCAGCACCUUCUAAGUUGCCCAGUCUUCUGUGUGCCCAGGAGGGAGUAUCUCAUCUGGCAUCAGCCACUGAUUGAGGUUCUGGGUUUUAGUCUGCCACUUUUGGACUCUUGCUUGCUGAGGUGUUCCUGCAAAUAUCUCUGUAGAAUCUAGAAAACUAUUUCAUGAUUUAAGGCGUUGGAAUGCUGACUAAUAUCCAAAUGGGAUGGUCUGGAUAUGUCAAUGCCUUGGUCUUUUCAUUGCUGGCUACUACUUCCCGGCGGAUGUCAGAUGAUGCAAUGCUGGCUAAACAGUAUAAUUUCUCCAGUGGUGUGGGACAUAGACAUCAUGUGAUAAUGUGGCAUGUCUCAUUAAGAGCCACAUCCACUGUUUUAACAUGGUGAGAUGUAUUCCACACUAAGCAUGCAUAUUCAGCAGAAGAGUUGCAAAACACAAGGGCAGAUGUCUUCACUGUGUCUGGUUGACAACAUUAAGAUUGUUUCGGGGCCAGGCUUCAAAAUGUUUACUAACACUGCUAUUACUCUAAACAUACUAACGAAAAAAUAACUUAUCCUGUGAUAGAGAAAGACAUCUUUAAACCCUUGCCUGACUUAAACCUGAACCCAGGAUUUAACAAGACUGACAGGUAGAAAGUGAACCCUCAAAACAGACAAAACAUUAUCUCAGUGGCUUCCCCUUUUUCUCAUGUAGCUUGCUAUUGUUGAGAUCAUUACUCAGAAUUUAGUUGAAAUUGAUACUUUAAGGGCCCUUCCUGCACACUUUGACAUGCUCUCCCAAUUUACCAUCCUGCCAUGGAGUUAACCUCUGUCACAUGUGUGUGGAUUUUUUUCCCUGAGAGAAUUAGCAGUGAUCCAUUUACUUUCCCCUCCCCUUUUUUUGCCCUUUCCAAGGACUGACGGAGGAUUAAAAGGAGCUUUGUAAAUGCAACGAAUACUGCUAAUGGCAGUCAAAACAAGCACCAGCUUCUAAGUUGGCAUCACAUGAUAGCAGACCUAGAAAUUCUUGUUUCAUUUAUCAAGGCAUAGAAUGCAAUGGGCACUUGUAGAUCCUUAGGAUACAGAAUCUGGUUCCUUUUAUCCAUUUAGAUCUAGAAAUGUUCAAUUUUUGAAAGGUAGAAACUUCCACCUGUCUUAACUGAGGGAAUUGGCUCAUGACUUUAUGAUCUGUGCUUUUUUUGGAAGACUUAAAGAAGACAGCAAGAAGUCAGCAGGAACAGACAAGACGAUACCCUUCUUCAGGCUCCAGAGCUAUGUACUUGGACCAUAAAGGUGACAGUGCAAUCUCUAGAAAAGUAGACAUGGAGUUGACCCAGGCUGCUGUUCCACACCAUGUGGAUCUGCUUGGAAAUGUAGCUGUGGAACCAAUUCCCAACAAUUUGAGUGAGCUGAAGCUGUUGAAAGAGAUGAUGGCUGUUCAGGGAGAACCCACAAAACCCUAUGCAAAGAACGCUCCAGAAUCUGACUGCUCCAUUACGUUGGAGAAAGAUUAUAACCCUUUCAAUAUGCAGGGGAGGUAUCACUUCACUUUGCCUAAAUUCUUCAGCGCAAGGUCAAAAGAUAGCUGUUUUACAGAGAGAAGUCCCCUGUUGAAAGUUUCCACUGAAGAAAAUGGGUUUAUGGCUGUUCAUAAUACAGAUUUCACCACAGAUGAUGACUCUUGGGAGAACAGCUCAGCUGAAUUUGAGCAAAGGUUUCAGCUGGGCAGUGAAAUGGCCAGUCUGUCCAGAUCUUCCUCAGAGAAAUCUGAAAUGUUGGACCACUUUUAUGUCAAAUUCAAUUUAUCCAAGAUGAGAUGCUGCUUAAGAUUCUUCAAGGUUUCUGGCCUUUUUAUCUUUGUAGUUGUAUGCUCUGUUUUAUUUAGCAUUCAUCCUGAAAAUGGAACACCUUGGCAAAUGCUGGCUGUGUCACCUAUGGAGAGCUAUGUUGUGAACUUUAGCAAUUUCAGUGAUUCUGCCCUUCUAAAAGUAGAACUUGGAGGGCCUUUUGUACCAGAUCGGCAAUCAGAAGAUUAUAUGAUUGUCCAAGUUAGACAAAUGGAAGACUCUGGUCCUAGAAGGCGACGUCAGCAGCAGAUCUUGUAUAACUGGACCCUGCCUUUAAAUUUAAGAGUCAAUGAGCAAGUGAUUGUAUCAAGAAUCUUUGAGAUGUUAAACAGGAGUGAAGAAACAUCCAUAAGUAUCCAAGCUGUACUUCAGGAAUCAGAAACCAUUCCUCUUUCCGUGACCUAUCAAUACCUUCAUGCAAAUGUAGAGACGCAAGUUACAAUUGCAUCAGUCAUUUUAGCAGGUGUUUAUGCGCUGAUCAUUUUUGAGAUUGUUCACAGAACAUUAGCAGCAAUUCUUGGUUCCCUGGCUGCUUUGGCUGCCUUAGCUGCAAUUGGUGAUAAGCCGAGUCUGGUCAAAGUAGUGGCAUGGAUUGAUUAUGAAACUCUGGCACUUCUAUUUGGAAUGAUGCUGCUAGUUGCCAUCUUCUCUGAAACUGGAUUUUUUGAUUAUUGUGCAGUGAAGGCUUAUAGACUCUCUAGAGGCAGAGUAUGGGCCAUGAUUACCAUUCUUUGUCUAAUUGCUGCAAUUCUCUCAGCCUUUUUGGACAAUGUUACUACUAUGCUCCUUUUUACUCCAGUCACUAUAAGGUUAUGCGAGGUGCUUAAUCUUGAUCCCAGGCAUGUCUUGAUCGCCGAAGUAAUCUUCACCAACAUUGGAGGGGCUUCUACAGCUAUUGGGGAUCCACCAAAUGUGAUAAUUGUUUCAAAGCAGGAGCUUAAGAAAGUGGGAUUGGAUUUUGCUGCAUUUACAGGGCACAUGUUUCUGGGAAUCUGCCUUGUCCUUCUGGUCUCUGUGCCUUUCCUAAGACUCCUGUACUGGAACAAGAAAUUUUACAACAAAGAACCAAGUGAAAUUGUUGAACUGAAACAUGAAAUCCAUGUCUGGAGACUGACAGCCCAGCGAAUUAACCCUGCCAGCAGAGAAGAGACCGCUGUAAAGUGCCUCUUAAUGCAAAAAGUUCUUACUCUGGAUCUCCUGCUGAAGAAAAAACUCAAAACAUUCCAUAGACAAAUUUCCCAAGAAGAUAAAAACUGGGAAACAAAUAUCCAGGAGCUUCAAAAAAAGCAUCGAAUAACAGACAAGAUACUUCUUAUCAAAUGCCUGACUGUUUUAGGAUUUGUUAUCCUCAUGUUCUUUCUCAAUUCAUUUGUUCCAGGAAUUCACCUAGAUCUCGGGUGGAUUGCUAUGCUGGGAGCAAUAUGGCUUCUUGUGUUAGCCAACAUUCAUGAUUUUGAGAUGAUUCUGAACCGAGUGGAAUGGGCAACACUCCUUUUCUUUGCAGCACUAUUUAUCUUAAUGGAGGCUUUGGCUCACCUUCAUUUAAUAGAAUACAUAGGAGAACAGACAGCUUUGUUAAUAAAGGUGGUGCCAGAGGACCAGCGUUUGACAGUUGCGAUCAUUUUAGUCCUUUGGGUCUCUGCUCUAGCAUCAUCUCUAAUUGACAAUAUUCCAUUCACUGCUACAAUGAUCCCUGUGCUUCUCAACCUGAGUCAAGAUCCAGAGGUUAACUUACCUGUGAAACCCCUCAUCUUUUCCUUGGCCAUGGGUGCCUGUCUAGGAGGUAAUGGGACAUUGAUCGGAGCAUCUGCAAAUGUCGUUUGUGCAGGAAUUGCUGAGCAACAUGGUUAUGGCUUCUCUUUCAUGGAAUUUUUCAGGUUGGGUUUCCCUAUGAUGGUCAUGACCUGUAUCAUUGGGAUGUGCUAUCUUCUUGUUGCUCAUGUCGUAUUGGGCUGGACCUAAGAAUGUGUAUAUUGCUACUGGAGAACAAAAUACAUUUUCUGUCCCUUGUGGUCUCUAUUAUAUUUUAAAAUACUGUAUAAAAACAAAAAGCAAUCUGAGGGAAAUAAAUCCUUCACACCGUCACUCCUAUUCAUCUUUCUGUUAUACACAUGAGAUUUCUUCUUUGCCUGUGGCCAAGAUCCUACUCAGUAGCAUAAAAUUGUGCUGGGUUUCUUCUGAAUAGUACUAUUAUGCAAAAGCCUUGUUAGGUACAUACAGGGUUUUAUUUAACAGCAGACUGUGUAGCAGCACUAGUAAUAGCCCUUGUACAACAUUUUAAACAACACAAAAUGGUUGCAUUUUGCUAUAAGAAGCCAUUUACAGGAUUUUGGUCUUUUUAUGUGGUUCCUGUUCAUUUUUAGUUGAGAAUGUCUAUUUGUGUAUUACCUUUACUUCCUGACAUAAGCAGGGAUCACUGUGGAUGCAGCUUAAUGACUGGCAGCUAAAUCACUGGGACACAUGAAGCACAUAGUGCAAAUGUUUGAUGAAUUGUACUAUUUUAGAUUGCAGGAAGAAAAUUAUCAUUUGACUGCUAGUUUAGUUUAGUUUAAGCAAAAAAGUAGAUCAGAAUUCAUCCCUUUGAUGUAUUAUGUUUUGUGUAUGCAACAAUCUAAACUGGCAUAGCUGAGCAAUAGCUAUGCCAUGUGAGUUUUUGGAUAAUGUGCCAAAGACCUAUAUGUCCAUGUAUUUCUUUUUCCAGCCUGGAUGACUGAACAUUGAGAUUUCCACUGAUCUUGAUAAGUUAUUAGUUAGGACAGAGCCAAUUUUAUUGCAGGUGUACGUUUUGGUUCAAAACUAGUGAUUUUGGUGAGGUUGUUGAUCAUUCCUGUAGGUCAUAAGCUGUAUUCCUCUUUUGUGGAUGGACUACUGGCUUUCAUUAACUCUUUCAGCCUUCCAUGACAUCCCUGACAAUCCGAGAUCACAUGCUGAUGACAUCACAUUACUAAGUAAUUCAUAUUUGGAAACCCAUAUUGUGAUUUAUACCUUAAUUAAGUUGACUAAAAGGCACAGAAAUACCAAGUUUUUUUAUUUACCUAAGAAAUGUGUUGCUAUAAUAAUGGAGUUUGCAAUUUGAACUGUUUGUCAGUAGAUUUCUAGACAUUAUCAACCAAUAAUGAAGCCCAUUAAGAGUGAGGGAAAUGUUUUCUGAAGAGGUUAUGUGAACCAUCUAUUAUUCCUCUAACAAAAUGCAUACUUUGACACCACCCUCUUAAACUGAGAUUCCCAAAAGAGAGCAUUCUUUCAAUUCUGACAAAGAUUUUUGUAAAAAAAAUGUCCAUUUUGUUCUCAAUUGUUGUGAAUGUUUAUAUACAAAUUAAUUGAGAGAUUAAUAUAACAAAUGCCAAAUCCCCCCCCCCCCCAAAAAAAAACCAUAUAUUGAUACAGUCUGCAUAAACCUGCAGGUUAAAAAUUUGCUUUCUAUGGAACAUAUUAAGUAGUUUCUCACUAGGGCUUCCUUUGUAUACUUAGCAAUUUAUAUUAAAGCACCUGAUAUUCACCCUCUACUUGCAGUAGUGGAUAGACAAACUUUGCUUAAUGAAAGAUACAUCAUUGCCUUUUUAAAAAAACAAACCAGUUCAAAGGAAGGUUUGAAAUAGAAACAAUUAUCUAUUUUAAUUUGGCUCUUAGGAUUCUACAGAAAAAUAUUUCCAUGGGAAAUGCAAAUGAUUUUUCCACACUUAGAUAAGUUUAGAUAAAUAAAAUGGGGGAUGCUUUGGAUAAUUAGUUUCUUGAAUAAAUACCAGAGCUAUUUGCUUAACUCAACAUGGAGAAUACAGUGAUUUCAAUAUUUUUGUCAAUCAAGGACACACAGACAAAGGUACUUACUUUUACUAUUGUUCAUCAGGAAGAUGUGCUUUUACAUGGGAAAUGGGGUUGCAAAUAUAGUGUGUGUGAGUGUGAGAGAGAUUGCCGACCUCAUCAAAUGUGCGGCCAGAAUCGCCACGGAUUGUGGCAAUUCUGGCAGUGCCCGUGUGGGCAUGUGGGGAACCUGUCACCCCACGCCCCACAUCGCCCGACUCAUCUGAGUCCCCAUGCCAGAGGGGGAAGUGUCUGCCACCUGGCUUCUCCCCAUUGAGCCAAGGAAAUGUUGGUUCGCCUUCCCUUUUAUGACGUAACCCUGCUGGAAGUUGCAGUGCAUUGUGGGAUGGGAGCCAGUGGGCUCCAUUGUAAAAGCAUAGAUAAACUGGCUCAUGCUGCCAAAUUUUCCCUGUCUGAGGAGGUCAUGAGAGGGAGAGACAGCAAGCACUAUAAGGAGAGUGAGUGCAUCUGCCAAUAAGGUUGUGUUCUUGCAAGUACUUUCUGGAAUUCAGGAAGUGCUAAAAUUUCUUUUACCAUGAUGCAAGCAACCAGUUGGUGCUCUUGUAGCUUGCCUCUUCUGCAAAAGCAAAAGCAAAACAGUGCUUGUCCUCUUGUGCAAGCACAUUGUACCAUUUUAAUCCCCGUUCAGAGGGUCUUUAUAACUAUUAGAUAGGAGAAAGUAAGAAGCUAAUCUGUAACUUGCACCAUGAGAUGAAAACAAAAUGUCUACAUUGAAGACCAAGAAAGAGUAAUCCCAGCAUUAAUAAGCAAGAUACUAUCUCCAGAAAGAAUUUAAAAUACAUGUGCCCACUGGUAUCUUUUACUAUAAUUUUAAGUACUUUUUUAUUCAAAAGAAAAUAAAAAAGCAAAAUUUUAUAAUACAUAAUGCUAAAAUGUUUUUGUUCUAAUAGCUAUUUGUAGUAGCUAUGUUAUAGCUACUACAAAUUCUAGAAACUACAAACCUAAAUCAAAGCACAAACACACAAGCCAAACAAACAUCUACAUAGACAGUGUUCCCUCACUUAUUGCUGGGGUUAGAUUCCAGGACCACCCGCAAUAAGUGAAAAUCCGCAAAGUAGGGACACUAUAUUUAUUUUAAUAUUUAUACAUUAUUUUAGUAGUUAUACACUAUGUCGAGUCUUUAUCAACCAAUCGUGUGUUGAUAAAUCGCCUCCUUCUUCUCCUGUUGCCGCUUGGGCUCCGUUUCUCUCCCUUUGGCUUCUUCUUCCUCCCUUCCUUAGGCUGUAAAUUGUAAUUUGUUAUGAUUUAUAAUAGUCUUUUAGAGUUGAUUGAAAAUCUGAGAAACAACGAAUCCGCGAAAAGUGAACCGCGAAGUAGUGAGGGAACACUGUACGCACAAACUACACUAACGAACAGAUUAGGAAUCUCUUCACAUGGCCCUUUUGGGCAAUUGCCAGUGAAAGGGAAGGCACGUGGGUUGGCUUGUGGCACCUUGUGUGUCCUCCCUCCUUAUCCCAUCACAUGGUGGGGGCAGAUGGUAAUAUGUGUUGCCCCGCAGCCCUUUACCCCAUAAUAUGGGGAAAAGGGGAAGAAAGUGCAGGUAGCUCCAUCGGAGCUACCCAAAGUACACUUUCCUACCCGUAGUGGUGGAGGAAGCACCUUUUGGUGCUUCCACCCCACUUUGGGAGGAAUGUGGGCGGGACCUCCAUGUGUCCUGUGAUGGUGCAUGGCAGGCCACAUCCUUGCAUUGACACAACGAGGCAAAAUGGGGCAAAAAUGCCCCGUGUGAAGAGGUGGAAGGAGAGAAUUCUACGAAUCUCACACUCACUAUCUGAUGUUUUUUGUGCCUUGUUUUUCUACUCCCUAAUAUAUAUACUAUAUAAUAUACUUUUGGUAACAUUCUUCUAAUUCAUAAAUCCUACAGUUGUGAAAAGGUCAUAACAAGUACCAUUUUUUUCUUGAAAGUCCUUCAUCAGCUUAGUUUAUCAAUCUCAGCUAAUUCUCAGAUCUUUGUCAGCCAUUCUUCUAAUGUUGGAGAACAUGCUGGUUCCUUCCAUCUCUGAGCACAAAUGAUUCCUACUGCAGUUGUCAUUUACUGUAAUGAUUUUUCCAAAUUUUCUUUAGCAUUCACAAUAGCAAAACAUUUGGUCAUAUUUGAAUUUAACCUUAAAAAUUUAAUUCAGUAUCAUAUGUAUUUGAAUUCAGAAGUUCUAGGCCUUUCUGCAAGACUACUAUAUCUGAUAAAAUGUCCCAACAUUUUGCUCAUAUUUCCAACAUUUGCUAGUCCUGCCUUUGCACACUUUAGUGUUUUUUUCUGAUGUCAAACAACACCUGUACAUCAUCUUAUAGAAGUUAUAGAUCAAUACUCAAAGUAAAUUUCAAACUCUUUGUUCACACCUUUUACCAUUGUUCAAACUGAAUUUGUGUACCUUUAUUUUGAGUCUGUUCAAUCAUGCAGUCCUUCAUUCAUUUUUUCUCCAUUUCAUAUUUUAUUAGCAGUUUAUACAUUUUAUCAUUGAAAGGAUUAUCCCCUGAAUACAAUACGUUUUUGAACUCUGGUUUAACUAUUUCAAAUCCAAAGCAGAUUUUAAUGGAUAAAAUCUGUUUUGGAUUUGAAAUAGUUAAACCAGAGUUCAAAAACUUACUGUAUUCAGGGUGUGAAGUCUUGGCUCUGCCUUUCCUCUCCUUUGCUUCAGUUCUCUCUGUUUAGGUUUCCCAAUAGUGUAGAUGCCUCCAUUAGUAUUAGUUUUUGGGUGGAGCUUAAAAAAACCCCCCUAGAAGCCAGCCUUAGUUGGUUUAGUCCAUUUGCAUGCACAGAGCUUUCUUGCUAGGUCCUCUUUUCUUUCUGCAAUAGAGCUACCGAGUUUAGAGGCCUGGAUAUUGUCUGGAAAUCCUAGGCCCUAGCAAUCCAAACAGUCAUCCUUAGUAUUAAACUCCUCAUAUACAGUAGAGUCUCACUUAUCAAAGCUAAACCGGCAGAAGCUUGGAUAAGCGAAUAACUUGGAUUAUAAGGAGGGAUUAAGGAAAAGCCUACUAAAUGUCACAUUUCGUUAUGAUUUUACAAAUUAAGCACCAAAACAUCAUGUUUUGCAACAAAUCUACAGAAAAAGCAGUUCAAUACACAGUAAAGUUAUGUAGCAAUUACUGUAUUUAUUAAUUUAGCACCAAAACAUCGCAAUGCUUCUGGAACAUGGCCUGACAGUCUGGAAAACUGACAACAACCCUGUGAUCUGGGCCAUGAAAGCCUUCGACAACACAGGAGGAGCUAUCCAGCAAGUGGGUGAGCGAGAAGGACUUUUGGAGCCCUCCUCGCUCACCAACCCGCCCAUGCCUCGGCUCCCUCGCCAUGCUGGGGCUGGCAGCACUGGCGGCCAGCAUGGCGGAGGAGCGAGAGAGCGAGCCCACCCUCCAUCCCUCGCUCACUCACUCACCCGGCUAGGUUCUGGCAGCACUGGGAACUGGCGGGGUCAGUGGGGGGGGGGGGAAGGAAUUUGGCUCGAAUUGCCCAGAUGCUCGAACAAGCGGGGCUAGAUUUAGCGGGGUUUUACUGUACUAUCAUUCCCAGUGACAACAGAAGCUUGUGGUCAGCUCAAGUUUCACAAAAUAGAAGACCAAGUCCGUCAUUUUACAUCAGAGGCAAAAGACUUUCAAGGAUUCCAGAGAGAUGACUGUGACCAGCAAAAUCUUCUUUUGUAAUGUAUUGUUUUAAGCUAUCUUUCAAUAGCCCUGGGUGGAGUUAACCCUUUAUUCAUCUUGUUUUCAGUAAACUUGUUUUGGUUAAUUUUUAUCUUGCUUAAGUGACUCUGUAUGUUAAGGGUCUUGAUCUUAAUAGAAAGUAUACAGAUAGCCCCCAAGCAAAGCCAGACACUAUAGUUUUCCCAAAGGCUCGGGCAUGCCAUCACAUCAAUCUUAAAUUGCUAGCAAACCAUUGUAUUCCAUAAUCCUCCAUCAUUAACUACUCUUUCAUCUUAAAUUAAUAUUAGUCAUUAUCUAGCAGUAACAAGUCUUCAUAAAUCACCCAUUUUCCUUUAAAAGAAAUUUCUCUUCUGAACAUAAGGUCUAUUCUUACAUUUAUUGCAAACUCUUAGUAGUAAUCUCCUUAGGACGUUGUUUUUAAAAUUUGAAUCUGCUUUUAUUUUGUCAUGCUAAAGAGAGCCAUGUACCUCAAAUUUCAGACCAGCAUAUGUUAGUUGCAAUAAUCUUUUGUUUUUCAAUGUUGACCAAUUUUUCAACCAUGCCAAAUAAGCAUAAUAAUACAUUUUUAGAUUAGAGAGAUCUAUACCCCCUCUUUUCAUAUGAUCUUGCAGUGUCUUGAAUCUGAGUCUAGGUCUCUUUCCUCACCAGAUAAAAGUUGCAAAACAUUUUUUGUCAUUGUUUAAAUGAUAUCAUUUGUAAUGACUGAAAUAAAAAUAAAAUAUUUGAUAACA